This is a messenger RNA of Durio zibethinus, 1518 nucleotides long. NCBI's taxonomy places the organism in Eukaryota, Viridiplantae, Streptophyta, Magnoliopsida, Malvales, Malvaceae. The record is from RefSeq and is a predicted model, not a curated record.
UGAUAUUAUUAUGUAUGAAAACCUCAGAUUAAGAGAGAGGAUCUCUGAUAAUUUGACUUGAUGAUAUAUUAUGUAUAAGAAGUGUUUCACUCCAAUAUCAGAGUUAAAACUAAUCAAUUUGAAAACUCACAGGGCACAACUCGUCUCCCUUGUUGAUGUCAUAGCUAUGGAAACCUGUGAGGUAGAAAAUGGCUCACCAAAAACACCAGGAACAUUCAAAGAGAUCAUCUCCACUCUUCCUACAGAAAAUGGCUGGAAUGUUUUCCAGCAUCUUUGUUUUUACCAAGGUUUCUGGUGCUUCCCUCUCCACCUUGAAGGAGGCAUGUUUGCUCAACACCAUUUCAAGGCUCAACCAACUGAUGUUCUCUUGUGCAGCGCUCCAAAGACCGGAACCACUUGGCUUAAGGCCCUCAGUGUUGCAAUCGUGACCAGGAACUGCGUCGAUGAGUCCAACAGCCCUUUGCUCAACAAGGUUCCCCAUGAUUGCAUCAUGUUCUUGGAAAAAGAUUUCAUCGAGAACCCAACUCAGACUGAUCAGGGAAGACUCCCUCUCGUGGCCACUCACCUUCCUUACACUGCCUUGCCUAAAUCCGUUCUGGAUGCAGGUUGUAAACUUGUUUACAUUUGCAGGGAUCCCAAGGAUGCAUUUGUUUCCCUGUGGCACUUUGCAAAGGGUAUAAAAGUGAACAACAACCCAAAUCUUCCGAUUGAUGUUGCGUUUCAGUUGUACUGCAAAGGAAGAUCAAAUUUUGGUCCUUAUUGGGACCAUGUUUUGGGAUACUGGAAAGCAAGCCAAGAAAACCCAGAGAAGGUUCUUUUCAUGAGAUAUGAAGAUUUAUUGAGGGACACCAUUCCUCAGGUGAAGAAAUUGGCUGAAUUCCUGGGGCAGCCUUUCUCUUCCAAGGAAGAAAAAUAUGGCGCAGUGGAAAAAAUUAUCAGGUUAUGCAGCCUGGAAAAUUUGAGCAACCUGGAGGUCAACAAGACCGGGAAAUAUGGAAAUGCCGACAUUGGAAUUAACAACAAUGUGUACUUCCGAAAGGGGAAGAUUGGAGAUUGGAAAAACUAUCUGACCCCUGAGAUGGGAGAGCAACUUGACAACGUCAUGGAAGAAAGGCUCAGUGGAUCAGGGUUCACAUUUCUUGAACCCAAUUAACCACUGAAAGCUACUACUGCUUACUACUAUUGCAGUAUCUGGGCUUGAAUAAUUCUCUGUUUGCUGCCUCGAAUAAUGCUUGCUUUUUGCAAGACUGUGUUAGAUUUAGGUUCCGGCGCCCAUUGCUUUUCCACUUUGUGAAAUCGCAGGGCUGCAAUCAACUUUUAGGCUUAAAAGGUAAAAUCCCACUGCAUUUCAUUGUCUUGUUGAAAUUGCAAGGCUCCCGUUUUAAGUUAUUGUCUAUCACUUGGCGUUUUCAACGUGUCGUUGAAAUUCCAUGGUUUGUAUGAAGUAAUUAAGUUUGAAUAAAGAUUUGGAGACGGUUUUGUUGCAAACACAUGCCAGAAAUGUUUUUAGUGUUGUAC